Messenger RNA from Oenanthe melanoleuca, 3708 nucleotides. RefSeq names its product APC membrane recruitment protein 3 (gene AMER3). Gene Ontology annotation, molecular function: beta-catenin binding; phosphatidylinositol-4,5-bisphosphate binding. Gene Ontology annotation, cellular component: plasma membrane. The transcript is spliced from 2 exons. Gene Ontology annotation, biological process: regulation of canonical Wnt signaling pathway. The record is from RefSeq and is a predicted model, not a curated record. Bases 140 to 3154 code for a protein of 1004 amino acids. NCBI's taxonomy places the organism in Eukaryota, Metazoa, Chordata, Aves, Passeriformes, Muscicapidae.
AGAGCAGCAGUGGUCCAGCCCCUCAGAAUCUGAAAAGCAUCACAGGAGCCUCUGGAUAAAGACCAGCUUCAGGAGCAAGGCUAGGAGACAGAGGAUUUCUGCUCAGUGAUAAAACAUGAAACAGAUGUGAGGAAGCAGUAUGGAGCUCAAGAGAGGGAAGACCUUCAUAAAAUCCAGUGUGCAACAUGAGAAAGUGCCACCAGUGCAUACAGCUCCUACCAGCAGCAAAGAUGAGAUGGGCAAAGACAAAAAGGCAGCUCUGGAGGGAAACCAAAGUGUGGCUGAAGUCCAGCUGGCAUGUUUGGCCACACACAAGAACUACAGAUUUUCUACCAGAGCAGCAAGGAAUGGAGCUGGUGGCCACAACCUGGAAAAAUCAUCUAGCUCCUCCUACAAGCUGGUAAGGAAGAGCAAAACCCAUGACUGUGUUGCUGAGGCAGACAAAGCAGAGCACUGCAGCCCCAGCAGCAGGGCUUGCGAGGAGGGUUUUUCUGCAAAGGGCAAGGGCAGGCUUGUCAAUAGCAUCAGCUUUUCAGGGAUGUCCAGCUCCAGCAGUAAGAAGGAGUGUGUGGUCAGCCCCAGCCAGUCUGCAUGCAGCAGUCAGAUGAUCGAUUACAGGAAUUUUGUGCCACAGAUGCCUUUUGUACCAGCUGUCGCAAAAACCAUUCCCAGGAAGAGGAUUUCCCUCAAGAGAUCUAAGAAAGGGCUCAGAGAUAUAUUUCAUAUAAGGAAAAAUAAACCAGACAGCCUCUCAUUUCUGGUGGAGAAGGACAAGAACCUGUCCUCUCCAGGCUGCAAGAGCGAGUUGUCUGGACGUCUUGCAAAGUAUCUUUUCAAAACAGGAGAAACCUGUGCAGCUGAUUGCUUGUCCCAGGACUGCUCAGACAGUGAACUGCAGUCUGACUCCUCCUAUGACUACUGCAAUGCCCUCUGUGAAGAUGUUGCCUCCCUGAAGAGCUUUGACUCCCUCACUGGCUGUGGGGAGAUCUUUGCUGAUGAGAGCUCUGCUCACCUGGAGCUGGAGAGCAGCAAAGACCUUCUGCUGAGGCGAAGCAAGCACAAAGACAGCCCUGGCGUGGGCUCCUUCCAAGGUGGGGUGGAGCAGCUGGCCUCUCCUGGCCAGAAUGAGACAGUGGAAUUUGCAAAGUUUUGGGACAACAUCAACAAAUCAGUAAGGCUGCAUCAGAGUGCUCUGUUUGAAAAGAAGUUGCUGAAGAUACCCAGUUCUGAGACAGAAAAGGAUAGGAGUCAGGCUGCUGUACUGGUCACAGACCCCCAGGUGUCACCUGAUAAAGAAGGGGACAAUUCCAAAGACAGCUCCACGGAAACAGAAACGCCGAAAAGUGAAAACCAGGAAUCCACAUCCACGAGUGAUGAAGGCUACUAUGAUUCCUUCUCUCCUGGGCAAGAGGAUGAGCUGAAGGAAGCUCAGACCCCUGGUGUCCCAGGUAGGUUUCCAAGAGACAGCUACAGUGGGGAUGCCCUUUAUGAGCUCUUCUAUGACCCAAACGAAGUCAAAGUAAACCCUAUCCUUGAUGAUGACUUGUGUGCCUCUGAAAGUGUUUCAGAGCAAGCCAUAGAAAUCCCUUUGUCCAUUUACAGCUUUCAUGUUGGAGCUGAGGAGAACAUGGCUUCCCAGCCAACUCUAGACAUCAUUAGCCAGGGUUUUUUCCACAGCACAUGGAAAGGCAAGGAAUGUUUGCUGAAGCUCUGCGAUACUGAGCUUUCACUGACCAUGGGGAUAAUAAACUGGCUACGAAAACACUCGGGACUCAUCUCCUCCCCUGACUCUCUUCCAAGUCCUCAGUCACAGCCGGAAAAGUCUAAUGAUUCAUUGAUCUUGCCCAGUCACAGUCCAGGGCAGAAAAGGAGCACAGAAGCUCAGCAGGAGACACCAGGCAAGGGAGAAUCUAAUACUUUUAAUGAAUGUAUGCCUUUGGAGGAAAGCAAACAUGCAACCCAGGCCUCUUCAGUAAACAUUACUGGAAGAGACCACAGCCUGGACUCCUGCCUGAGCACAUCUGAUCUGGAUUGCCAAGGAAGAGAAGGGAGUCACCAAAAGGACUUAUCUAUGGUGCCUGGGACUGUGGAAACCACCAGAUCAUCAAGUUAUGCACCACAAUCACAGGCUAACAGAGACAAUCUGCAGACAUCUUCAACUGAGAAUGAGAAGGUAGCAAUUUCAUUGGGAUGUGAGGCAUCCAGAGAUAAAAACCCACUGCCAGAAAAGCUGAACAGAGAGAGUGGCUCCCAGAGCUCUGAAAAUCCUUUGUUAGAUGAUAAUCAUGAAGUAGAAUCAUGUUACUCCUACAAGACUGCUGCGACCUCACUGCGAGAUCCCCUUGAGAGGGAAGACAGAAAUAAACCAAUGUAUCACUCUCUCUCCAUUUCCUGUGACAAACCACCAGAGCCUCUAACCCUCAGUCACCUCCAUAGCUACAUGAGCUCCACACCAACAGAGAGCAGCACUAACAUAGUGCAGCUCUUAGAGCACUGUGUGACACAGGUGGCAUCGUUAAAAAUCAGCUAUGACAACAAGCACCUGGAAGACAAACACAUCGGGAAUGAAAUGAACAGUAUCCUUCACAAGAUGUCUCAGUACAAAAAAAAAUUAUUGUUGCAAAAUGAAUGUGGCUGCAUUGCUCAAAUUCCAGAAUGUCCCAGUAUUCCUAGCACAAACCAAUACAACUAUGAAACAAGUUUCCAAACUGCCAGCUUGUAUCAUUUGAAGCAAAAUGGGGAGCAAAUUUGCUCUGAAGAUCAGAAAAGUGGAGCAAAAAUCCUAGAUGAGGUUACUCAAAGCAAGAUGAAUUUUGAAUAUGCCCAGCUGAACAAUCAAGCACUCUCCUAUUUAAAGGACUUUGGUCUCAGUCCAAGUGACUCUGGCCCUGAGACAUCUCUCAGCAGGCCAACAUUUUUACCUCUCUUUAACUCCGUCUGCCCAGACAUAGCUGGUCCCUUCUCGCAGGGCUCACACAGCACUGCUGUCUGUUUGUCCAACUCGCUGCAGCUGGAGGAGGCCAAACAGGGCAGCCCAGGGCCCUGGAGCUGUGCAGAGAGCCCCUGCCAUGGCCUGGCUGCAGGGACUGCUCUGUCCCCUCUCCUAGAGGCAGUGGCCUGGGAUACAGCAGUGACAGCCAGGAACCACCCAUGACACACCUGCGUGGAGAAGGUGAGUGCUUAGGGGAAGGGUGAAAUUUAAUGUGAAACAAUUCAAUCUGUUCCCUUUUCACAGAGGGACACUUACAGCAAUGGAGCCUGAGGGAUUCAGAGUCUGUCAUUUAUGCAGGGGGUCACACGAGAAAGCCAGGGAGGGAUCUGUGUGAAAUCACAGUGCAGACAUGCCCUGUCCUGCAGGUGCACUGUCCUGGUUUGAAGGACAGGUGUCUGCCAAUAAAGGGAGAAGCUUCUCUUUGAAAUGGAGAAUGUAAACCCCCUCCCUCCAAAUUAUUAUAAUUUUGAAAUUAAGGGGCUCUCAGGCAAAGAUACGGGAAUUAGGAAUAACAGUUCUUUACUAGGAAAAUUAAAAUAGAAAUGCAGUAUUACACAGAACAAUCCCAGCCCUGCCAGAGUCAGAAUCCAAGCUGACACCCGUCAGUCAGUCAGGGUGUUGGCACAGUCCCAUUCAAUGGUGGCUGCAUCCUCCUGCAGUGGCAGAUGUGGUUCAGCUGGAGCAGUGCUCCUGUAGAAGGUGCAGUUUCCUCUGAA